Molecule: messenger RNA, 4855 nt
Organism: Lampris incognitus (smalleye Pacific opah)
Lineage: Eukaryota; Metazoa; Chordata; Actinopteri; Lampriformes; Lampridae
Product: choline transporter-like protein 2
Exons: 22
Coding region: 308-2512 (734 amino acids)
Biological process (GO): choline transport; transmembrane transport
Cellular component (GO): membrane
Molecular function (GO): choline transmembrane transporter activity
Source: RefSeq, a predicted model, not a curated record
GAAGAGAAAGAAGCGCGUGAACAGGUGGACCGCAGAUUGGAGAGGCGGCAGCUGUUGCUGGGAGGCGGCGGCGGAGGGCGGAGGAGUCCGGAGCGGAGCGGAGCGGAGCGUCGCGUCGCUGCUGUGGAGGAGAGACAGGACAGGUUGGACGGGUUUCUCCCUUCUUAAUACCGGUCUCUCUCCCGGUCUCCCCCCCCCCCCUUACCCAUUCACAUGCACACCUACGGUGGGCGGAAAGGAAGCAAACAGGGGAAAGGGGGUGAAAGGAUUUCCCGUUUUAUUCGCGUUCGGCCCCUGGAAUUUGAAGAUGGCCGAGGAAGAUGAGUUCUAUGGAAAGCAUGGUGAACCAAGGAAGUAUGACCCCACCUUCAAGGGCCCAAUCCAGAGCAGGGGCUGCACAGACAUUGUGUGCUGCAUCCUCUUUAUUCUGGCCAUAUUGGGUUAUGUGGCGGUGGGAAUACUCGCCUGGUCCCAGGGCGACCCCAGGAAAGUGAUCUACCCCACAGACAGCAGAGGUCAGUUCUGUGGGCAGGCCGGCACCCCAUUAGAGAACAAGCCACUGUUGUUUUAUUUCAACAUCAUGAAGUGUGCCAGCCCCAUGGUGCUACUUGAGUUCCAGUGUCCUACCACACAGAUAUGUGUGGAGAAGUGCCCUGAUAAGUUCAUGACUCUCUUCAAGGCUCACGCCGGCAAGCAGGAUUUUGACUAUUACAAGAAAUUCUGCAAAGAAGGGGUGACAAGAGACAAGCCUGUACCAAACAUCUUGCAGGAAGGUCUAUGUCCAGCUAUGCUGACCCCUAGCAAGCCAUUCACUCGGAGGUGUUUUCCGGCCCUGGGCCAGAAAGGAGGAAAGAUCACUGUGGGAAACAGCUCCCUCUUUGAAGACGGUUUUGGGGUCAUGAGAGAUGCCAAGGAUUUGGUGGAUGCAGUCAAGAAUGUCACAGUGGUGAUCGAGGCUCGUCAGGUGGUCAUGAAAAUCUUUGAGGAUUACACACGGUCUUGGUACUGGAUUCUCAUAGGAUUGGUGAUUGCCAUGCUCACCAGUCUCCUCUUCAUCAUCCUCUUGCGCUUCCUGGCGGGAAUAAUGGUCUGGGUCAUGAUCGUCAUGGUGAUCCUGGUCAUAGGAUACGGUAUCUUUCACUGCUACAUGGAGUAUGCCGCUCUGAAGGAGGAGCCCGGCGCUGAUGUGACACUACAGGACCUGGGCUUCCAGACGGACUUCUCCGUCUACCUGCAGAUCAGACAAACCUGGCUGGCCUUCAUGAUCAUUCUGGCCAUCGUGGAGGUUGUAAUCAUCCUGCUACUCAUCUUCCUCAGGAAGAGGCUCCUGAUUGCCAUUGCGCUCAUCAAAGAGGCCAGCAGAGCCAUCGCACAUGUGAUGUCCUCCCUUUUUUACCCCCUGUUCACCUUCGUCCUCCUGGCCAUGGUCAUUGCCUACUGGGCCGUCACUGCCGUUUUCUUGUCUACCUCCAAUGAGCCCGUCUACAAAGUGUUCAAUGACACGGCCUGUGAGCACUCGAGGAAAACGUGUGACCCAGCUAACUUCACCACCAGCCAAAUGAGAAAAGACUGCCCUGAGUCUGACUGCUUGUUUGCCUUCUACGGUGGAGAGACGGUCUACCAUAAGUACCUGAUUGGCCUGCAGUUCUACAAUGUCUUCCUCUUCUUCUGGUGUGCCAACUUUGUCACGGCUUUGGGGCAGAUGACCCUGGCAGGUGCCUUUGCCUCUUACUAUUGGGCCUUUGUCAAGCCGGAUGACAUGCCCGCCUUCCCAAUCUUCUCUUCUCUCGGGAGAUCUCUCAGGUAUCACACAGGUUCCCUGGCGUUUGGUUCCCUCAUCCUCUCCAUCGUUCAGAUCAUCAGGGUCCUCCUGGAGUAUCUGGACCACAAGCUUAAAGGGGCCCAAAAUAAGUUUGCCAAGUUUCUUUUGUGCUGUCUGAAGUGCUGUUUCUGGUGUCUGGAGAAAUUCAUCAAGUUCCUUAACAGAAAUGCCUACAUUAUGGUGGCGAUCUACGGUAAAAACUUCUGCACAUCUGCAAGAGAUGCCUUCUUCCUCCUCAUGAGGAACAUGAUCAGGGUCGCCGUGCUCGACAAAGUGACGGAUUUCCUCUUGUUCUUGGGCAAACUCCUCAUUGUGGGACUUGUUGGAAUAUUUGCAUUCUUUUUCUUCUCUGGGAGAGUGAAGGCGUUCGAAGACACGGCACCCCAUCUCCACUACUACUGGGUGCCCAUCCUGACCGUUGUGGUUGGUUCCUACCUAAUCGCCCACGGUUUCUUCAGCGUGUACUCCAUGUGUGUGGACACACUCUUCCUCUGCUUCUGCGAGGACCUGGAACGCAACGACGGGUCAGCUGCCAGGCCUUAUUACAUGUCUUCAACGCUCCACGAGAUUUUGUGGAAGGACAAAGCCGAGGAGCCGUCUGGGACGCCGGCGCGACCUCAGCCGCCGGAGGACGAGGAUGUCCCGCUGAAACGACACCAGACGCACACGCAAGAUGGGGGGGAGGCGUAGUUUUAGUCGAUUAGCGGAACGGGGCAAACGCACCGUCGGUGUCCACCGCCACUAGGUUGUGCGGGUCGCACACAAAGUCAAUUUCCGCGACGCUUUUUUUUUUUUUAAUUGUAAACAAGAACUGGCGAUACUUGUGAUACGAAAUUCAGUAGUGAUGGUUAUUUCAUGUUUUGUUUUAAGUUUUCACACGGUCACAGACCAACAACAUGCAGAAUCUGCUGACACGGAGCACAACUUCAGCCGGGACAGGGAUUCAGUGUCUCUCUUAAAGCGACUAUCCUGAAGAUGCUUGUCUGGUGACCGCGUCGGUGCUCGACCAGUCUAAAUCCUAGAGAGCCGCUUAAAAAAAGAAAAGAAAAGAAACUUAAGUCACCGGAGCGGUCGUAUCAGCAACUUAGCUGCAGCCAGACGCUAUAAAACAUGGUUGAAUCUUGAGUUUUAGCUGCAGAUGUUAUGGUGUCUUGACCAGCUGGGUCUACCGUAACUGCCAACCGGCUGCAACCAUGUCGCCUUGUCUUCAAACUCACAGCCACCUGCCUCGUUUUCCAGCAUUUGGCCGCCACGCUGAAGAUGUACACACUAUGCACCUUAACAUCAGAAGGUCUUACCUGUUAAUUACCAAUAAAAUGAGCAUACUUUGGGGGCAUUUAUUGUCUUAAAUACAGUGUGGCAGCAGGUGGUAUCAAAAAUCAUCAGGAUUGUGGCUUUAAGGUCACUAAAGAGGGAAUAUAAACGGGUCUCCGGUAAUGACGAGGGUUUGUCAGCUGUGUUCAGGAGUAUCUGGGUUCUGUACUGACCCGUGUCAUGUAGGAAUAUCUGGGUUCAGGAGUAUCUGGGUUCUGUAUUGACCUGUGUCAAGUAGGAAUAUCUGGGUUCAGGAGUAUCUGGGUUCUGUAUUGACCUGUGCCAUGUAGGAAUAUCUGGGUUCAGGAGUAUCUAGGUUCUGUAUUGACCCGUGUCACGUAGGCACGAGUGUGCAUGAACCCGCUCGAAUCCGAAAUGGGUUUACCUCGAUGGAAAUGGUUAGAAAUGUCUUGCAGGAAGUUUCCCCCGUUGACAACUUGGUCCGUCUUCCUCAGCCGUGUUGUCGAGGUGUCACGUUGUCGUCCCGACACAUGUAACGGGAGCUUUGUGCGCACCGAAAAACUGUUGAGAUGUUAACGCUCAACUAACUUUCUUGAUGGCGCGGAGUGUAUGGCCCGUUUCUUAGGUAAUUUUGACAUUUUAGGACUUUGCCUUUUCUUUUUCUUUUUUAAAGUAGUUUCUUUACCGCUGCCUUCGGCCAGUAUAAACUUGAACCCCAUUAUGUGCCUAGUUUGCCGUUUACAGUUGUACUACAAAACCCAGGAGUCUAUCAAUGCUACUAUGUUAAUAUGCACUACUGUCGAUGCACUGUUUAGUGUUUUUACUCACUCGUCUUACGAAGCCAAACGUGAUGUCAUAUCUACCGAGUACUCGUUAAUGUUAAUUGCAGUACACGUUAAAGUACCUCCUUGCCGUGAAACCUGGGAUUAGCAGUGCGGUCUGUCCGAUGGAGACUUCUUACUGGGUCUCCGGUGGGAGAAGUCAUGGGAUUCAAAACGCCUAAAUGCAGACUCUAGCCUUUGUUUUUGUUUUUUUGGUUUUCCAGCCUGCACAUAGGCAGUUAGUCUCAACCAAUUAAAGAUGCCACUGUUUCUCUAAUCUGCCUUGUCAACUUGUUUUUGCUGCUUUUUGAAAAGUGUGGAUUGGAAGCGAGCCAAGGUAAUUCCUGUUCUAGACUAACUGGAUUGUUUUGAACACGUUAAUCAUAAUAACGUAACAAUAACAUUAAAAAAAAAUCCUUUUUGGCUUUGCCUGUCCAAAGUGCCUUCGCUAUGUUAGGAAUUUGCAUUGAGAUUCACUUAACUUCUUCGAUGGGGCGUCCGGGUGGCGUGGCGGUCUAUUCCGUUGCCUACCAACACAGGGAUCGCCAGUUCGAAUCCCCGUGUUACCUCCGGCUUGGUCGGGCGUCCCGACAGACACAAUUGGCCGUGUCUGCGGGUGGGAAGCCGGAUGUGGGCGUGUGUCCUGGUCGCUGCACUAGCGCCUCCUCCGGUCGGUCAGGGCGCCUGUUCAAGGGGGGGGAGGGGGAACUGAGGGGAAUAGCCUGAUCCCCCCACGCACUACGUCCCCCUGGCGAAACUCCUCACUGUCAGGUGAAAAGAAAUGGCUGGCGACUCCACAUGUAUCGGAGGAGACAUGUGGUAGUCUGCAGCCCUCCCCGGAUCGGCAGAGGGGGUGAGGCAGCGACCGGGACUGCUUGAACGAGUGGGCUAAUUGGAAGGGUACAACUGACAAUUGGGGAGAAAAGGGGGCGGGGUG